This is a messenger RNA of Macadamia integrifolia, 807 nucleotides long. RefSeq lists its product as uncharacterized. The record is from RefSeq and is a predicted model, not a curated record. Bases 11 to 625 code for a protein of 204 amino acids. The transcript has a single exon. NCBI's taxonomy places the organism in Eukaryota, Viridiplantae, Streptophyta, Magnoliopsida, Proteales, Proteaceae.
CAGGUUGCUAAUGGAGUUAUUGAAGAAUCUUAGAAGAGUUAGCUUUCUGAAGAGCUCAAUUGCCUUUAUAUUUGUAGUUGUCUCUGUUUCAUGCUUGUUGGUUGUUGCUGUUUCAGUGCUUAGGCUUCCCGAGGUGUCACUGGGAAGCAAUGCUUUGGGGACUUAUAGGGCUUUGAGAUUGAAGGAGGUUUCUGAGGAGAAGACUUUGGGAGAGCUUGGAAAGAUGAUGGUUGAGAUGUUGCCUGAUGAUCUUGCAUUCACCAUUUUCCUCCCUUCAGAGAAAGCUUUUGAACGCGAUGUUAAACUGUCUGCAUACAGUAGUUUGGGGGAACAGAAUGUGAAUGAUACCUAUGCUGUUCUCACCCGUAUACUGGGCUUUUCAACUGUUCCUCGUAGUCUUCCCUUAGUUGCAAUACCUCUGGGUAAGGAAAUCUCAUUGGAAUCUAUAGCUGGAUUUGGAUUGUAUGCUUCAAGGGACUCCAAGGGGAAGCUGCUUGUUAACAGAGUCUCAUCAGAACGGGUUGAUCUGAGGAAAGGAGAGAUCGUUGUACAUAUCAUGCAUGGGGUGAUCAUGGAUGCCGAGUUCGAACAGGCUUUCCAACCUGACUAUGGAGGUGAAGACUGAAUAGAUUUAAUAUCUGGAAGUUAUCCUCAUGGAAGAUUUCGUUUGUGUAGACGAGAUCUAGCUGAGCUUAUCUGAGAGUUCUUGCCCAGUGUCCUAACUCCUACCUGUUGUAAGUUGUGAGUUGUGACACAUAAAUGUACUUUUUCAAACCAUUUUUUAGAUAUUGCUGGUCUCUGUGUUCA